AUGGUGGUGCUGCGGCUUAUUGGUGACGAGUGGUCCUGGGAGGACCGCAUCGCCCUCGCGGUGCCUCCACAAAGAAUAUUCACGAUGUGCAUCCCGCUGCUGGUGGCAAAGCUCGGGCUGGAGAAAUGGGACGGUCUCAUGCUCUACCGAACAGAGGGAAAGCCGCCAAAGUACUGUCGCCCAACAACGGCCCUAGACAUGUCGAGCAACCCGCAGAGAGAGCGGCUGCGGGAUGGUGCUGUGCUGUGGGUGCGUGUGGCUCCUUCACGUGUUCAGCAGGAGUAUGAACGUGUUUUUCAGAGGUCCCUAGAAGAUUGGCGAGAAAAAAAUGGUCUGAAGGGUGUCACUGAUGAUGGUAGUGAUGUCAAGCGUUUUGUUGAAGAGUUGAAUUCGCGUCUAAAUGCAUCAGACGCAAAGGAUCUGGACAUUGAGGAGAAAAGAUCACGAGACGCCAUAGAAGGUGUGGAACACCGCCUGUUUUCGCACAUGACGUUCACAUGCCAGGAGGGAAAGAGACUGGAGUUUGAGGAGGCACAGAAGCGGGAGAGCCUAGAGACGGCUUUUGCCCUUGCGAUUCAGCAGCACUAUAAGAGUUUUUUACUCCCUAUACGUCGUGAGAGCGUUGCGCAUUUGUGUGCAUUGGAGGGUGAGUGUCGUCGUGCUAUAUAUGAAGCGCAAGAUGAAGAAUGCGCUGCGCUGCGCCGACAAAUGGUGAGUUUUUCACCACGGGCCGUUAGGCAGGAGUCCCCGCUGAAAUCCAACGCCAAAGCGGAACCUAAUAAUUUCAUACGAGACAUCAACUUGACACAGAUACGUGAGAAUUCCGUGGCAGAGUACCACGACGCAGAGAAUCUUCGGAUGAUGGUGCGUGCAGAGUUUCGCAAAUUGCUGGAACCCAUGGAGCAGAUGUAUCGCAAGGAAAUAGCUAUGCUUCAAACGCAACGAGAUGACGCCGCGAGCGGCAGUGAACUCUUCCUCGCACGUCUAGGGCAGUACAUCACCAGUGCGCUCCAUGUUAUUCAGGGCGAGGUGUUGAGGCCCCAAUCGUUUCUGUCGUCGCAGUUACCAGUGCUCAGUACGGAUGGUGUCGAGGCGUUACAACGCUCCCUAGAACAGCAGCAACGUUUGCUCAGGGAAUUGCUGCGGAAAUAUCGUGACCUUGAGGUUCGAACCUCAAUUGAUCUGCACAAUGUAGGGGCCAGGACGACAUUGACUGCGAUACAUGUGGCACAGUUGAACAUGUGCCGUUAUCUUGAAUACCUCCAUGAGCAGCUGUGUAAGAAUCAAGCACCAUGGAAAAAUCUUAUGGAGAUAAAUGAGCGACUUUUGACUGAUAUUACUCGAGUUACGCAGGAAAAUAUGCAACUGCGUAAACUCCAAAAAAAACAUGGUGCCCCUCACAUAACAUCUACAAAUGUUCAUUGUGAAGUCAACUGCCAUAAAGGUCGGGUGCCUGAAGUUCAUACGGAUACAUACAAUAUUCUCUUAGGUUUCGUUUCACGGUGUCUUGGACCACUUGGCGUGGAUACAUCCAACGCUACGGAGUUUGUUAGCGACUUGCUCCUCCAAACUGGCUCCGUGCAGGCUGCUUCGGACGAGCUGUGUUUGGCGUGCAGUGCGCGGGCUCAUCCAAUGCGACGAUUUUUUGUGAGUGAAACAGAAGUUUACACGCCGCAUUUGUGCGCUGUAGUGGAUAUCAUGCUCCAUCUAUAUGCCGGGCGGGAAAUGGAGCUGCUACUAUGGAUUCGACCGGAGCUGGCCUCGCAGGGGAGUUUUGACACGUGCUUGGCUGACGAUGGCUCCAUGUACUACUACCACACAGCUAUUGGUAUGAGCCAAUGGAUCCAGCCGGCCUCUCUGAUGGCUACGUGA
Trypanosoma grayi is the source of this 1872-nucleotide messenger RNA. RefSeq lists its product as hypothetical. NCBI's taxonomy places the organism in Eukaryota, Euglenozoa, Kinetoplastea, Trypanosomatida, Trypanosomatidae. The coding region runs from base 1 to 1872 and encodes 623 amino acids. The record is from RefSeq and is a predicted model, not a curated record. The transcript has a single exon.